CUAAAAUCUAAUUUCCUAAAUGAAAUUAUGGCCAACGCCAAGUUAUCGAAGCAUGGAAAGUAGAGAGCAAACACUAAAUUUAAAUUAGUAUAAACCCUCGUUCUUCCCUGUGUAUCUCCCUGUUGCAGGAAACUUUAAAGCGACGAAUUUGCCUUCAACAACUCAAUCAUCUUCAAUUUUUAUCUGACGCAACUUUCGCUGCGAAUACCACUUGCCGUUUUGAAGAUUUCGCGAAGUCUUACGACUUAAAUUCCACUCGUUAUUGUGGUUUCUAGGGCUUGUAAUUAGUGAUGGAGCAACAACAGCAGUGGAUGAUGCAGACACAGCAGCAGUAUCAGCAACAGCCACAGUAUUCGAAUGAUGAGAUAAGGACUUUGUGGAUUGGGGAUUUGCAGUAUUGGGUUGACGAAAAUUAUUUGCACAACUGCUUUGCGCACACUGGAGAGGUUGUGUCUAUAAAGGUUAUUCGGAACAAGUUGACUGGCUAUCCUGAAGGUUAUGGUUUUGUGGAGUUUGUGUCCCAUUCAGCAGCUGAGAGGAUUCUUCAAACAUACAAUGGCACACAGAUGCCUGGCGCAGAACAGCUUUUUAGAUUAAAUUGGGCCUCUUUUGGUUUAGGAGAAAGACGAUUAGUUGGAGGUCCAGAACAUUCUAUAUUUGUUGGAGAUUUGGCUCCAGAUGUUACUGAUUAUCUGCUACAGGAAACUUUUAGAGCGCGUUAUCCAUCUGUUAGAGGUGCAAAGGUUGUAACAGAUCCUGCUACGGGGCGUUCAAAGGGUUAUGGAUUUGUUAAAUUUGCAGAUGAGAAUGAAAGGAAUCGUUCCAUGACUGAAAUGAAUGGGGUAUAUUGUUCUAUGAGACCUAUGCGAAUAAGUGCAGCUACUCCUAAGAAGUCCUUGACAUAUCAGCAACAAUACCCCACUGCUAAAGCUUCCUAUCAAACACCAGCCUACAGUGUGCCACCUACUCCAGUUUUUCCAACAGAUGAUGAUCCGAAUAACACAACUAUAUUUGUUGGUGGAUUGGACCCAAACAUUUCAGAAGAAGAUCUGAAGCAAAUUUUUGGUCAGUUUGGUGAGCUUGUCUAUGUCAAAAUACCGGUUGGCAAGGGAUGUGGAUUUGUGCAGUUUGGUAACAGGGUUUCUGCUGAAGAAGCUUUGCAAAGGGUACAUGGUACUGUUAUUGGUCAGCAAACCGUUCGUCUGUCUUGGGGUCGAAGUCCUACAACCAAGCAGGAGCCUACUGCUGGAUGGGGUCAGGCUCAAGUGGAUCCAAAUCAAUGGAAUGGAGCUUAUUAUGGUUAUGGUCAAGGAUAUGAAGCUUAUGGUUAUGCUCAACCACCACAAGAUCCAUCAAUGUAUGGUUAUGGGGCCUAUCCCGCAACUGGGAGUUAUCAACAGACUGAGGUUCAAGAAAUGUCAACAGCGGGUGUAAUGAAUACUGUCCAGCAACCACCCGAGCAUAAGGAAGAGGAAAUAUCUGACCCUUUAGCGCCUCCAGAUGUUGAGAAAUUGAAUGCAGCAUAUAUUGCUCUACACGAGGCUUCACUAGUUGGGCGACACUUGUGGUUGAAGACGUGUGAACUAUCAUCAUAAAUAUGGGGUUCUCUUGACCGUCAGCCUAUAUUCUGGAGAUGGUUGAGGUCUCAAUACUUCGUUUCAGGUUUAUAUUCAUAUGCAUCAUGUUUCUCUGUAAUUGUAAUAAUAGUUACUGCUACACGAUACUUUAAAAUAGUAAAAUCUCCAUUGCAUCACAUUCCUAUAUGUAUUACAUGCCAGAUUAUAUGGAAUUCCUGAAGAUCAGAGAUUUUCUCACAUUAUUUUCACCCCCAUCAACGAAUGACGUCUAGCAAAAGCGCUCAACUGUAAAAAACAUUCUCAGUGCCCGAGGAAGCAACAUCAUUAUAUGAGUUCCAGCCUAUGUAACUACUUUUUACUAUUGCUGGAUUUUUAGAUGGUAUGGCUAAUCUUCAUUUAUCAAAUUUCGUACCCAAUAAGAUUGGGAAAUGGGCUUUCCCUAUUAGAUUCCCAUGUUUUUGCCCUUCAAAUGCUUGCUGAUACUAACGAUUAGUGGUGAACUGGAUCCUAUCUGGUGUUUAACUGCAUUGAAAUUGUGCAUAUGCUCAAGUUAAAACGCUAGAACUAUGGAAUUUGUUGAUUAUAAAGUGGUUCUUUAAUCUGUUGUCUAAAACAUUUAUGAAACGAAAGAGCCAUCCUUACUGGUUGCAA
Cryptomeria japonica (Japanese cedar) is the source of this 2228-nucleotide messenger RNA. Its product is annotated as polyadenylate-binding protein RBP47B'. The transcript is spliced from 8 exons. Gene Ontology annotation, cellular component: cytosol. Gene Ontology annotation, molecular function: mRNA binding. Lineage: Eukaryota; Viridiplantae; Streptophyta; Pinopsida; Cupressales; Cupressaceae. The record is from RefSeq and is a predicted model, not a curated record. The coding region runs from base 291 to 1595 and encodes 434 amino acids.